UUCUCCGGACAUGGCCGCUAUUUCGGCAAUACAAUACUUGCUAUGUUUUGUAAAUUCUUAUUUAUAAAAUGAAUGAAGUGGUUUGUACUCUUACGUAGUGUUUAGUGGAUUGUGUGAAAUUCUGUGAUAACUGUAAUGGAUGCAGAGAACGAGCAAGCAAUAAAGAAAGUUCAAGAAAUUCAAACGAUUCAGUCGAUGAUCGACGUUUCAGCUGAUAGACUUGAAGGUUUGAGGACACAAUGUUCCACCAGCGCCGAGCUGACGCAGCAGGAGAUCCGGACCCUGGAGGGCAAACUCGUGAAGCACAUUUCCCAACAGUUGAAUAUAAAAGCUCAUUUGGGUGAGGAGCUGCUGAGGGGACUGAGGGAUGUUCCGAACUUGUCACAAUGGCUCAGGGUCGUCGGCCUCAGCCCUGAGUCCAUUGAGGCGGUGUGUUCCCGAGUACCAACAUUGGAAGCGCUUAGACAGCGUUCAGACCAUGAGCUCGGCGCCUUACUGCCGGCCGCGCGGGACGAGGAAGUCAGGCGGCUGUGUCGCGCCAUGCACCGGUUGCAGACCUAUACUGAGGCGUUAUUCCGAGGCGAGGGCGAGGCGGAGUACCAGCUGUUCUGGGACUCGUGGGAGCGCCACGAGCGGCACGCGCGGGGCUCCCCGCGCCCGCGGCCGCGCCCCCGGGGCUCCGUGCCGCACGACGACCACCCCACCUCGCUGCAGUGCACUCCGCACCAUGCCAGAGGUGGGGAAUCCCCUACAACGCCGGUGGGCCAGCGCAAGCAGAACUCCACUCUUCCACCUCCAGCGGCGCUAACGAAGUCAAGGUCACACGAGUCUCAGCUGUCGGUCAGACCUGACGGGUGUGAGAUCGGUGAGCCCGGCCCGUCGCGCAGCCCGCCCGCGUCGCCGCGGGAGCCCGACCACGUGCCGCCCAUGGCCCGGCCGCCCGCCUACUACAACCACCAGGCGGGCGGCGCGCCGCGCUCGCCGCGCACGCCGCCCGUGGGCCGCUGCAUGGCGCACGACAUCGCGCACCGCUUCACCAAGACCUUCAACAUGAUCGCCACCUGCGACUACUGCGACAAGCAGAUGCUGUUCGGCUCCGGGCUCAAGUGCAAGGAGUGCAAGUUCAAGUGUCACAGAGACUGUGAAAGCAAAGUUCCUCCAUCGUGUGGCCUACCACCGGAGUUUGUGGCUGCGUUCAAAGACAAAUUCCAUAAAGACGAAGUGCAACCAGCCGUGUCUAGUCCGAAUCACUCGGGACACCCGCCGCAUCACUCGAACUCUAAUCACACGCAACACUCGCGCGUGUCGGAGAAUGAUGAGCUAACGGCCAGCGUUAGGAGUGAUGGUUCUCGUGGUGUCUCACUGAGCGGGUCGGGCUCCACGGACAGCAGCGGCGCCAUCCGCGGCGAUUCACUCGACCACGGCAAAGAUGGCGAUUCAAGAUGGCCGCGGCAGAAUAGCUUAUCAAUAAAAGAAUGGGACAUCCCAUACGACGAGUUGAAACUAUUCGAGAUAAUUGGCACGGGCCGCUUCGGCACCGUCUACCGGGGCAGCUGGUACGGGCCGGUGGCGGUGAAGCUGAUACACGUGCACUCGCUCAAGAACGACUAUGUGCCGCUGGAUACCUUCAAACAUGAGGUUGCAACGUUUAGGAAAACGCGUCACACGAAUCUCCUUCUAUUCAUGGGCGCGUGUAUGAAACCUCCUCGGCUGGCUAUAGUGACGGCAUUGUGCACAGGAAACACGCUGUACACUCACAUCCACCUGCGCAAGGACAAGAUCACAGUGAACAAGAGCUGUUUGAUCGCGCAGCAGAUAUCUCAGGGUAUGGGAUACCUUCACGCGCGUGGCAUCAUCCAUAAAGACUUGAAAACCAAAAACAUCUUCAUUGAGAACGGAAAAGUGGUCAUCACGGACUUCGGCCUCUUCAGCGUCACCAAACUUUGUUUCGGCAACAACGCCCGCGGCGACAGCCUGGGCAUCCCGCCCGGCUGGCUGUGCUACCUGGCGCCCGAGCUGGUGCGCGCGCUGCGCCCGCACGCCUCGCUGCACCUGCCCUUCUCCAAGCAGACCGACGUCUACGCGUUCGGGACGGUGUGGUACGAAAUACUUUGCAACGAGUUUCCCUUCAAGGGUCAGCCGCCCGAGGCCAUCAUCUGGCAGGUCGGGAAGGGCGUCAAACAGUCGCUGGCCAACAUGCAGAUUUCCAGGGAUAUCAAAGACAUCCUGAUGCAGUGCUGGUCGUACCGCGCGUCAGAACGGCCGGACUUCCCCCACAUAUUCAGUAUGGUGGUGAAGCUACCACAGAAGAAACUAGCGCGCUCCCCCUCGCACCCCGUGCAGUUGUCGCGAUCUGCCGACUCUGUGUUCUGAAAAAGACUGAUCAGCGCCGGGUUGGUGCCGGAGCGGUGUGAGAAGAAAUCUUGUGAUUUGCAAGUUUUUGGUGGCAGCAGUGGGAUCAUGUAUGAUGGAACUGCAGUGCAAUAGUCAUAUGAAACUAGUUUACAGCCAGUCGUCGGUGUGACGGUGGGAAGAACUGUGUAAUGGGCAGUUUAGUGACGAUGAAGUAUUAAAGAGCAGUGUGUGAUGAGUGUGUCGACAAAAUUUCAAGAUUUAAUAGAAUUAUCAAUUAAGUGAUGGGGUCGUUUAACGAUUAAUGAACAAUGGGGCUGGUAAAUAGCUUUUAUAAGGAAUAUAUCCUUCUAUCACUCUUUGGUUCGAUAGAAAGCCCUUAAGUGACAUAUGAUUUAUCGAAAAUUUGUGAAAAGACCUGGUUGUAAAGGGAAUGAAUAAACAUCCUUAAAGAUUUGAGGAACCAGUUUUGACUUACUGACUGCAGAACAAUUUGUGGGAAUUUCUCACUAUAUGUUAUGAUAGUGAUUAAAAUAUCAAAAUUGUUGAUUGCCAAGUGAAAUUGAGAAGAAAAUAUUGUCAGAUUUUAAUCCUUUUUAGAUGAUGAAGCAUUAAGAAAAAUUAUAUGCUACAAUGUAAAUUGUAAUAUACUGAUACUGUAAAGUAUAAUUUUAGUUAUUUGUUAUGCGAAUAAAACAUAUGUUUUAAAACAUAUUCAUGUAUUGGCUAAUCUUCCCAAUUUUAAAUGAAAUUUAAUUAAAUAUUGUAUUCAAUACUAAGUGUAAAAAUUAAUUUAUCGAAUUUGGGUAAAUUAAAUUAUAUUAAAAAAGAAUUAAUUAAUUUUAUAUAACCUCUUUGUCAAAUUUUUGUUUCAAUAUUGUUUUUUUUUUAUCAGUGUUGAUACAACAUGUAAUCUUAAAUAUAAAUAAAUAGAUAUUGUAAGUGAACUUGAUCUCUGUUUAAUCGAUAGAUUAUAUUUUCGUAUUUUGAUGAUGACGUGAAAGUAGAUUUGUUGAUGAUGUUGUAAAUAAUGUACAGUGUUACGAAACGAUGCUGUGAUUGCGAUCGGCGCCGCCGAGCUGCCCCAUUGCAAAGCGGACUAUAAAUAAAUUAUAAGACUUUUAAUAAACUUAAUUUUUAUGAUUUUUUUUUGUGGCACAAUAUUUUUGAGGUAUAUUAACUAUAUACUUUUCUAACGUUAGAUAUGAAAUUAUAAGUUUUAUUGAAAUAAAAAAUUUAAUGUAAAUUAUAAUGCAAUAAUAUUAAAAGUAUGGUAAAACAAGUGUAAUACACUAAACAAGACCAUACACUUAGCCAUUUCCAGCAUGCAAAAUGUUGAUAUAAUUUAAAAGUCAUUGAUGUCUGUUUCCGAUGCAAGCAUUGGACUACAGAGCCAAUAUCUUCUGAUUCCCAGUUCAUACAGAACAAAGUUACACGGGUCAAAUAUCUCUGCAGGACACUAUAUGUAAAAAAAAUCCGCUUUGCCUUUGGCGCAGCGAGACGCGCAUAACUCUCGCCUGUAUAGUAAAAAAAAACUUCAUGUUCUUGUCUAUUCUAUAUAAAAAAAUAUCUUAUUAUUUAUUAGAGUACAAAAAUAAU
Amyelois transitella is the source of this 3951-nucleotide messenger RNA. RefSeq names its product kinase suppressor of Ras 2 (gene ksr). The transcript is spliced from 16 exons. Gene Ontology annotation, biological process: protein phosphorylation. Bases 136 to 2373 code for a protein of 745 amino acids. Lineage: Eukaryota; Metazoa; Arthropoda; Insecta; Lepidoptera; Pyralidae. Gene Ontology annotation, molecular function: ATP binding; protein kinase activity. The record is from RefSeq and is a predicted model, not a curated record.